This is a messenger RNA of Bemisia tabaci, 944 nucleotides long. RefSeq names its product peptidyl-prolyl cis-trans isomerase FKBP2. Gene Ontology annotation, molecular function: peptidyl-prolyl cis-trans isomerase activity. Lineage: Eukaryota; Metazoa; Arthropoda; Insecta; Hemiptera; Aleyrodidae. Gene Ontology annotation, cellular component: endoplasmic reticulum. The record is from RefSeq and is a predicted model, not a curated record. Gene Ontology annotation, biological process: protein peptidyl-prolyl isomerization.
GCCAAGUGAUACUGAGACUGCGAACAAAUAUUUAGAACCUAUUUUUAAAGCAUUUCUAUAUUAUUAUAUUAUUAUCUGUAAGAGGUGCGUGAAUAUAAAUUUUUCUGGUGUUGUUUUAUAGCAAAUUUAUAGUCUGUUCCAUGUUCUCUGCUGUUCACCGGUAGAAUGGUACACCAAUGUUUGCACAGGUGUCUAUGUUUCAGUUUGAUGUUUAAACCUUCACUAUUGUGAUCAUUUGUGUGGCAUUUUUCCAUAAACUUGUUUCAUCUUGCACAGAAUGAGGCCUAAUUUUACACUUUUAGCUAUUCUUGCGAUCACUGUGACCUUUGUAGCAGCAAAUGCAGAUGGUAAACCGAAAAAGAAACUGCAGAUUGGAAUCACGAAAAGAGGCACAAAUUGUAACCAGAAGACCAGGAAGGGUGAUUUUGUCCAUAUUCAUUACACGGGUAAAUUAGAGGAUGGCACUGUUUUUGAUAGCAGUCUUCCCCGGGGAGAACCUCUGACGUUCACUUUAGGAGCUGAGCAGGUCAUCAAAGGCUGGGACCAAGGUUUAAUUGGAAUGUGUGAAGGAGAGAAACGUAAACUGAUCAUUCCUCCUGACCUUGCCUAUGGAGCAAAUGGAGCUCCUCCUAAAAUUCCUGCACACGCCACACUAAUUUUUGAAGUGGAGCUGACACUAAUAGAGCGGAAGACUGAACUCUAGUCAUUUUUUUCUGUGAAGAAUUUUUUUUUUUUUUUAUGUUUGUGAGCUAAAUACUUACAUUGUUCACUUGUAUGUAUACUUUUUCAAUACGUUUUUCUAUUGAAUUUUGUAAUUUUGUAUUUUUGGUUCUACUUGCAAUGUGAAAACUGCAUUAACAGUGUUCCUUUUGAAUCAUUUUCUCUGCGCCUGUCAAAAAAUAAGAUCCUGCAAGUUCUAAAAUUAAAGUUUAAAUUUCUAAGUA